CCAACACGGUGCCCGCGGGCACCAGGUCGCCCGCAAGGACCACAUGAGUCGCCCGCGGGCCUGUUCUAAAAAUAGCUCACCAUAACAACUUACCACUGGGGGCAACUACAAUUGUUAGAAGAGUGUCGGCUAUGUCCGGGAACUUGGCCAAUCAGUUGGAUCAGGAUCUGGCAAAGUGCAGUUGGUUUAGCAUCCAGUGUGACGAGUCCGUCGACAGCAGCAGUACAGCACAGCUGAUGGUCUUUAUCCGGAUGGUAUUUGAUGGUUUCUCCACAAAAGAAGAACUUCUGACACUACUGCCGCUAAAGACAACAACGAAGGGAGUUGACAUCUAUAACGCGGUGAAGGAGUUUUUCGCGAAGAAAAAGGUACCGUUGGAAAAGCUGGUAUCAGUGACUACCGACGGGGCUCCUGCUAUGAUCGGCCGACAUACGGGAUUCAUCGCUCACUGUAAAGGUGACACAGAGUUCCCAAACUUCAUGCAUUACCACUGCAUCAUUCACCAGCAGGCGUUAUGCGCAAAGGUGAUCGGCUUCGAGCACGUCAUGACUCCCGUCGUGAAGAUCAUAAACAGCAUCCGCUCCAGAGCUAAACAGCACAGAACAUUCAAGGUGCUAUUGGAGGAGCUGUCAGCUGAAUAUGGUGACCUGCUACUACAUACGGAAAUCCAAUGGCUCAGCAGGGGACGGAUUUUGCUUCGUUUUUUGUCACUUUUGGGUGAAAUCCAGGAGUUCAUGCAAUCCAAAGGGGAAGACACAUCUCUGCUGGAGGACACUGAGUGGACACUUGACCUUGCGUUUUUAACAGACAUUACUGGGAAACUGAACCAUUUGAACUGUGAGCUGCAAGGCAAAGAUGGUGCUGAAAGACAAUGCUUCAGCAUCUAA
Molecule: messenger RNA, 887 nt
Organism: Maylandia zebra (zebra mbuna)
Lineage: Eukaryota; Metazoa; Chordata; Actinopteri; Cichliformes; Cichlidae
Source: RefSeq, a predicted model, not a curated record